This is a messenger RNA of Babesia ovata, 2259 nucleotides long. RefSeq names its product septin and tuftelin-interacting 1 homolog 1. Gene Ontology annotation, cellular component: U2-type post-mRNA release spliceosomal complex. The record is from RefSeq and is a predicted model, not a curated record. The transcript has a single exon. Gene Ontology annotation, molecular function: nucleic acid binding. NCBI's taxonomy places the organism in Eukaryota, Apicomplexa, Aconoidasida, Piroplasmida, Babesiidae. Gene Ontology annotation, biological process: spliceosomal complex disassembly. Bases 1 to 2259 code for a protein of 752 amino acids.
AUGUAUUCGGAUUAUGAGAACGAUAGCGGCGACAACGAUGUUGUCGGUGGAGGAUUCCACGACAACCUAGGUGCCGCUGGUGGACGGCGCUCGGGUGCUUCCAGUUUCUUUGUAAAAGGAGGCACCCUGAACAUUGAUGAAGAUGAGACUAUCCAACGAGGUAAUAAAGGGCAAUCUACAGAAACUGCCCAUGCAGAGGGUUCAGACGACGACUUAUCUGACACUGAGGAUACCACAAUGGUCUACACUGCCGACACCAUUGAUCGCUUACUGGCUGAUGGCGCAGGAGGAUACGCAAAAGAAGGAGACACAUCGUAUGAUGACUCGUCAGAUGACGACGGUGACUAUAAAGUGCAUCCAGCAUCUGCGAAAACGAAACGGAUCGAUACAAGACGGCAAAAUAGGUAUGACAACACAAAGCGAGAGAAGGGAAUCACCUAUGACGCCGAUGACGUCCUGCAACCGCGACAAAUGGACAAAAUGUAUGGCAAGGGGAUGAAGAUGCUGAAGAAGAUGGGUUACACGGGUGGUGGUCUGGGUCGUGACGGCACGGGAGUCGUGGCACCCAUAGAGCUCAAAGCCACAUUCGAUCAUCGUGGAAUGCACAAAGAUCGCGACACGUCAAACAGAGAUGGCGAUUACAUGGGGAGAGUUAAGCAGCCAACCGUACGCGUGGUGCCUAUUGGCGUGUCUUACUCCAAUGCGUGGCGGAAGAAAAAGGUGUUCAGAUCCAAACAAGAGAGGCAAUCAACGACCAGCACCGUACAGAUCCCCGAACUUGAUCAACUGAUUAAAGCAUUGGCAGACAAAGUGCAGUGGUUCAGCGAGAAGGGUCGUCAAACCUACGAUGCGGUGGAAAAAGCGAAAGAUGCCUUGCGUAAAGCGGAACGCGAGCUGCAAGAGAAAGAGGGGGAACUAGCAGAGCAGGUAGACAUAAUUGAAGUUUCGGAAAAGGCGCUGCCUCGUUUUAUAAAAUUCUUCGAAAAUGUUGACAACGCUCUCAGCAACCUAAAUGAGACGACCGACAAAGAGGCUAUAAUAUCUACAUUCCGGAAUCUUGUGCAUAAAUUAUUAAGAGAAUGUGACGCUGAUUCGACGUCUUACUGUUAUUUAGGUGUCCAACUAGUCUGUGAUAAGUAUUAUAUUCGUGGACUCCAUGCACUCUACGCGGACUGGGAUAUCGCAAAGCAACCUGACAUGGGAGCUGAGCUGAUCCAAAGCUGUUUAGCAGGUGUGGACCCGUAUGGAUCAUCGUCAAAAACAUACGUAUAUUUCGAAAAGAUGAUAUACCCCAAAAUACAAAAGUUUUUCUCAGAGGACUGGGAUGUCGCCGAUACUGACGUGGGUUGGCGAUGCUUUAGAGGUUGGGCGUCAGUUAUGCGAUUGUUGGAUGACUCAAACUACAAUCGAACCAUUAGAUUUAACAGCCUUGUGGGGGAUAGACUCAGGGAAGUCAUCGAUAACGAGAAAACACUACACCUUUCUCACAUCGUCGUACAUCCUUUUUUGAGAUCCAUCGGUAUAGGGCUUUCCGAUAUUACAUAUAUUGAAUAUUUUGUCUCUGCAAUUUUGCGUAUGAUAUCUAAAUGCGUGGUCAGCGAUGUAGAUAAGUGUCUACAGCCCAUCAAAUCAUGGAGGUGCCUAUUACGCAGGCGUGAUGAGGACCAAAUCAUCCAACAUGUCGUCAAGUGCAUCAAAACUGAGCUCGAGCGCGUUGCUAUAAAUCCCCAAAAUCAGGACACGAGCGUGUUACAAAAUGUAUUUUUGUGGAUGAGCUUUAUAGGAAAGGAUCGCCUCUCCGAAGCCCUGUGCUGUAAUUUCAUGCGCAGGUGGUUGAAGGUUUUGAAGGAUUGGAUCACGCUUCCAACGGCUAAUUUCGAUGAAAUAAUCAUAUGGUACCAAGGCUGGAAAUCAUUCUUCCCGGAAGACGUUAUUAAAACCCCUGCGAUGGAGUCGUAUUUCAAAGAUGCGCUGAGAGAAAUGGACCGUGCAUCGCGAAAUGUGCUUAACACCCCAACACCACAGAGCACCCGCCAAAUUACGCCGAAAAAGAGCACUUCGGAAUCCAUAUUCACCAGCGUUCAGAAGCUGGGUGCAAUGAAGGGCGUUGUACCGAUAAAACGCCGUGGCAAAAUGUAUGACGGGAAACAAAUCUAUGCAUUUGGAUCUGUAAGCCUGGUUUUUGGUGACUGCAUUAUGCUGGUAAACGGCAACGAAGCAACACCCAUAUCGUUGGAUGAGCUUGCAAAAAUGAUAUAA